This is a messenger RNA of Trematosphaeria pertusa, 657 nucleotides long. RefSeq lists its product as uncharacterized. NCBI's taxonomy places the organism in Eukaryota, Fungi, Ascomycota, Dothideomycetes, Pleosporales, Trematosphaeriaceae. The record is from RefSeq and is a predicted model, not a curated record. The coding region runs from base 172 to 543 and encodes 123 amino acids. The transcript has a single exon.
AAGCCGCGGCCUGCAGGCUCUCGAAUCGGUUUGCAAUCGCGGCUUGCACUAUUCCAGCACACGAGCCGAACCUGCGGGAUUUCGAACCCUGUGCCGGCCGAUGCAGACUAGAAAGCACGCUUCUGCAGGUUGAAAAAGGGCCUCUCCUUUUGCCUGCGUUGGGCAGGUGCAAUGCAACAAUGCCGCCGACAUCACGCACUCACGCACGCACGCCUCAUGCUUUGCGCAUCUUGCACCUCGCACCGCGCGGCACCGAGCACAGUUAGCAAACAGAGAGCGACUGUUCGGCGAAUUCCCCGCCGGCAAUGUCACCGGCUGCCCGAGUCAGCACCCACGUGGAAAGUCAGCCGUCUAGCCCCUUCGAGCCACGAGCGCCCCAAACGUGCCACCACCACCGCUUGGCACGCUACUGCUCCCUCCAGGGGCGCAUUGACAGAUUGGCCGUCCAAACCUGAAAAGCAAAAACAAGCUCGAACAAGGCAAACGUCAGAGAUGAUCACGAAGGCCACUUUCAUGCAUCGAACGCCGCCUCGUGUAAAUUAGGUACAAUUAUAGAAGGGAGCACGCGGAUGGCAUAACAGCACCCCCGCAACACUCGUGUUUGAUCUCCCUCUGCCCGUCGCCCUGCCGCGUUCUAUCCGGCCGGUACAUACGCCA